GUCCGGGCACGGACACGGUGAUGACUGACCGACUCCUGGAACUCAUGGAUACGACUCCGGUUUUCAUGGUCUUGAGGAAUCCUGACAUGUUUCCGUUCCGGCCUGCCUCUCCUGGAUGGGGAUACCGUGACACGAUAAAGCGGGACCAGUCCUUUCCCUCGGUCCACCAGAAGUCCAGAAGGGGACUUUAGGCUGCCGAACAGGUGAAUCUCUUUCAAGGCUACGUUUGGACGCCAUGCUCCUCCCGACGGAUCCCACAUGGACGCCUGACUCCACCGCCCUGCCGCCCAGAUAGUGCUGGAGGGGAGAAUGCAUAUCAUCUCCUGCCCGAAAGAAGAAGCCACCAUGAGCAACGUCACGGUCACCGACAACACCGAGCCCCUCACCCACACCGUGAGUCCGGCCACCCCCGGCCCCUGCAGCUACCCGCUGAGUUUCCAGGUCUCCAUCACGGGCUUCCUCAUGCUGGAGAUCCUCCUGGGCCUGAGCUCCAACCUCACCGUGCUGGUCCUCUACUGCAUGAAGUCCAACCUCAUCAGCUCCGUCAGCAACAUCGUCACCAUGAACCUCCACGUCCUGGACGUGCUGGUGUGCGUCUGCUGCAUCCCCCUCACCAUGGUGGUGGUCCUGCUCUCGCUGGAGGGGGACGCCGGGCUGCUGAGCUGCUUCCACGAGGCCUGCGUCUCCUUCGCCAGCGUGGCCACCGCCGCCAACGUGCUCGCCAUCACCUUGGACCGCUACGACAUCUCCGUCAAACCGGCCAACCGGGUUCUGACCAUGCGGCGGGCCCUGGCGCUCAUGACCGCCAUAUGGGUGCUGUCCUUGGUCAGCUUCUUGGUGCCCUUCAUGGAGGUGGGCUUCUUCGCCAAUGCGGAACUCAACCAGACCCUGGUGGAGAGCGCGGUCCACUCCAACCAGUACUACACAGAACUGGGUCUCUAUUACCACCUGAUGGCGCAGAUUCCCAUAUUCUUCUUCACGGCCGUGGUCAUGCUCAUCACCUACUCCAAAAUCCUGCAGGCGCUCAACAUCCGCAUCGGCACGCGCUUCCACGCCUCCCAGAAGAAGAAGGUGCGCAGGAAAAAACGCCCCUCCAUGACGGCCAUGACCACGCAGCCGGAGGCCACCGACGCCUCCCAGAGCAGCGGCGGACGCAACCCCACGCUGGGUAUGCGCACGUCGGUGUCGGUCAUCAUCGCCCUACGCCGGGCCGUGAAGCGCCACCGGGAGAGGCGGGAGCGCCAGAAGCGGGUCUUCAGGAUGUCCCUCCUGAUCGUGUCCACCUUCCUGCUCUGCUGGACGCCCAUCACCGUGCUCAACACCGUCAUCCUCAGCGUGGGCCCCAGCGACCUCAUGGUCAAGCUCCGGCUGGGCUUCCUGGUCAUGGCGUACGGCACCACCAUCUUCCACCCGCUGCUCUACGCCUUCACCCGGCAGAAGUUCCAGAAGGUGCUGAAAAGCAAGAUGAAGAAGCGGGUGGUGUCCAUCAUCGAGGCCGACCCCACGCCCAACAACGCCAUCAUCCACAACUCCUGGAUCGACCCAAAGAGGAACAAAAAGGUGACGUUUGAGGACAAGGACGCGCGGCGGAAUUGUCUGUCCUCCGAGGCUGUGGAGUGAAGGGACUCGUUCAGAAAACUGGGGGGGGGAAAGGGAAAAUGUUCGUCCAAAGCCGUCAUGUAAAUAUGAAGUGCAAUAGAAUUGACAGAAAGGCGGGUAAUUUAUGACUAUUUAUUGAUAGGUAGGACUAGGGAUGAUGUUUGAUGAGAAAUUAUCGAGUUCGAGCCCAUUAUCGAAUCCUCUUAUCCAGGGGUCGGCAACCCAAAAUGUUGAAGGAGCCAUAUUGGACCAAAAAUACAAAAAAAAAUCUGUUUGGAGCCGCAAAAAAUUAAAAGCCAUAUUACAUGUGUCAUGAGAUAUACAUUUAAUUAAGAGGACUUAAAGGAAACUAAAUGAGCUCAAAUAUAGCUACAAAUGAGGCAUAAUGAUGCAAUAUGUACAUAUCGCUAGCCUAAGUAGCAUGUUAGCAUCGAUUAGCUUGCAGUCAUGCAGUGACUAAAUAUGUCUGAUUAGCACUCCACACAAGUCAAUAACAUCAACAAAACUCACCUUUGUGCACUCACGCACGACGUUAAAAGUGUGGUGGACAAAAUGAGACAGAAAAAGUGGCAUAAAACACGUCCUGGAAAGUCGGAGAAAUUUAUACAUGUAAACAAACUAUACGGUGAGUUCAAGGACCGCCAAAAUAAGUAGGAGAAAACGGCGCUCGCCAAAUACUCGAAUGAGUGAAGCCUGUUUAAUAUAAACAGUGUGAUUUAUAACAAUUAGGGAGGUUUGUGUCAUGUUUGUCCUCCUACAGAAACCAUACUAAAACAAAAAAAUACAUUUUUUCCCCUCAUCUUUUUCCAUUCUUCAUACAUUUUUGAAAAAUCUCCAGAGAGCCACUAGGGCGGCGCUAAAGAGCCGCAUGCGGCUCUAGAGCCGCGGGUUGCCGACCCCCGCUCUUAUCGAACCGAUUCCUUAUCGAUUCUCUUAUUGAAUCCAUAUAGGUUGUUGUAUAUGGGAAAAAACAAUAUUUGGUUUAACAAAAGCUCACUUUUAUUUUAUAAGAAAAAAAUUGAAUUAAAUAAAUAAAUAAAUAUUGACUGUUGUUACCCCCCUAAAAAAAUGACAUAAAAUAAAUAAAUAUUGCCUGUUGUUAUAUUAAGUGGGAUUUUUCAGAAAAACAAAUAUAUACAGUAACACAAAAACACUAUCGGUGUAUAAAUAAUAAUAUAGUGUCAAAUAAAAUCAGUCCCUUUGGCAAAAAACUGAAAAUAAUACAGCUCUCCAAAAAGUGCACUUCUGCUGCUAUUGGAACAUACUAACUACCGUAUUUUUCCGAGUAUAAGUCGCACCGGAGUAUAAGCCGCACCGGCCGAAAAUGCAUAAUAAAGAAGGGAAAAAACAUAUAUAAGUCACACUGGAGUAUAAGUCGCAUUUUUGGGGGGGAAAUUUAUUAGAUAAAAGCCAACACCAAGAAUAGACAUUUGAAAGGCAAUUUAAAAUAAAUAAAGAAUAGUGAACAACAGGCUGAAUAAGUGGCAUAAAUAACCAACUGAGAACAUGCCUGGUAUGUUAACGUAACCUAUUAUGGUAAGAGUCAUUCAAAUAACUAUAACAUAUAGAACAUGGGUGUCAAACUCUGGCCCGCGGGCCAAAUGUGGCCCGCCGUGUAAUUUCAUUUGGCCCUUGAGGCAAUAUCAAAUUAACAUUAGAGCUGGCCCGCUGGUGUUAU
Molecule: messenger RNA, 3277 nt
Organism: Entelurus aequoreus (snake pipefish)
Lineage: Eukaryota; Metazoa; Chordata; Actinopteri; Syngnathiformes; Syngnathidae
Product: G-protein coupled receptor 22-like
Exons: 2
Coding region: 310-1620 (436 amino acids)
Biological process (GO): G protein-coupled receptor signaling pathway
Cellular component (GO): membrane
Molecular function (GO): G protein-coupled receptor activity; peptide binding
Source: RefSeq, a predicted model, not a curated record